AAUAGCUUAAUUCCCUCAGGUAUGCCUCCUCAUUUUUUAAAGUUUAAAAUUGGUUGUAUAAUUAUGUUACUUAGAAAUUUAGAUAUCAAAGCUAGGUUAUGCAAUGGCACUCGAAUGAAAGUUUGUGCUCUUCAAAAUAAUUAUAUUGAUGCAGAGGUUUUGACAGGUGUUUCUGCUGGUAAACGGGUAUUUGUACCUCGAAUUCAGUUGGCUCCGUCAGAUUCUAAUUUAUCUUUUGUUCUAAAACGUCGCCAGUUUCCUGUCAGAUUGGCAUAUUCAAUGACAAUUAAUAAAAGUCAAGGUCAAACAUUUGAUAGAGUUGAUGUAUAUCUAAAGAAACCGUGUUUCACUCGUGGUCAACUUUAUGUUGCAUGUUCAAGAACUAGAGCAUUUAAUAGUUUAUUUUUAAAAAUUGAUAAACAUCCCAUUCAAAGUAUGAUAGGUGAAAAGUGUUACACAAAUAAUGUUGUAUUUUCUAAUGUUCUUAAUUUAUAAU
This is a messenger RNA of Hydra vulgaris (swiftwater hydra), 496 nucleotides long. Its product is annotated as ATP-dependent DNA helicase PIF1-like. NCBI's taxonomy places the organism in Eukaryota, Metazoa, Cnidaria, Hydrozoa, Anthoathecata, Hydridae. Gene Ontology annotation, cellular component: replication fork. Gene Ontology annotation, biological process: DNA replication. The record is from RefSeq and is a predicted model, not a curated record.